Molecule: messenger RNA, 819 nt
Organism: Notolabrus celidotus (New Zealand spotty)
Lineage: Eukaryota; Metazoa; Chordata; Actinopteri; Labriformes; Labridae
Gene: med11
Product: mediator complex subunit 11
Exons: 3
Coding region: 181-585 (134 amino acids)
Biological process (GO): regulation of transcription by RNA polymerase II
Cellular component (GO): mediator complex
Molecular function (GO): transcription coregulator activity
Source: RefSeq, a predicted model, not a curated record
ACGCAGUGACGUCAUAUAAAUGCGCUCUUUGUUACUCCAGCAUCUUCAGUAGAACACUACAACACAGACUCAGGUUUACCUCUUUAAUCUGUUAAAUGUAGAGUAAAUCAGCAGCUGCCUGUAUUCAUGUGUUAAUGUAGAGGUACUCGGAGGUUGACAGGUUAUUCUCCCCGCCCUGUGAUGGCUAACGAGCGGCUCAGAGCUCUGGAGGAUGUGGAGAAGGAGAUAGCGACGAUUCUACAGUGUGCAGGCACCAUAGUCCUGGAGCUCUCCAAAGACAAACACAACGCCAGCCUCCUGGACAGACAGCUGGUCCAGUUUCAGAGCUCCGUCAACCGGGUGGAGAAUGAGCUGAGCUCCCAGAUCCGAUACCUCACACAGGUAGCGACAGGUCAGCCUCACGAAGGCUCCACCUACUCCGCCAGGAAGGACUGCCAGAUGGCGCUGAACAGAGCAGAGUACGCCAAAGUCAAACUGGGAGAACUGGGACGCACCUGUGAGCUCAUGCUGGAGCAGCAGCAACAGCAGCAGCAGCAGCAGCAGCAGCAGCAGCAGCAGCAGCAGCAGCAGCAGCAGCAGACAUGAGACCAGAUGGUGUUGUUUUACACCUCAAACCACAGCCUGUGAAACUUUUCACACAACUUUUGUAUUCUUACCACAAACACAAAAGAAGCUCAAAGAAUCAGAGAUAACGUUUUUUUAAGUGGUAUUCAUUUUAUUUUCCUGAGCAUUUUAUUUUGUUUUCUCCUCUGUCCUGUGAACUGUAAUCAACGUUUUGACUCUUUACAUAUACUAAUAAAACUACAAAGAUAUUUAGUA